AUGGCCCAUGUCACUCCCGAGGUUGCUUUAGCCAUCACACGCCAAAAGGCGCGCUACGGCAGAUACUCCGACACGAAACAGUGGGACAAGUUUGCUCAGGACAUCGCCCUCCCCGAUGCCCGUUUCAGCUUCUACGACACCGAGGGAAAGCUUCUCGUCGCAGGCCCGCAGUCAUUGGCUUUCGACUCUGCCAAAGCAUGUGCCGCCUUCUUUGGCAAGUUCUUUGAGCAGUUCCAAACACAGCAUAAUUUCGGCCCCGGAGACUUUGAGCAGAUUGGGCCUGACGAGGUUAAAGCCGUUUUCGGCACGGAGGAUCAAAUCAUAUCCAAGUAUUUGGGUGCUUGGGUUGAGAUCAGAGGAGGCGGCUUCUACCACGAGACCUGGAAGCUGGUCGAUGGGGAGUGGUACCUUCAGGAUCUGAGGCUGGAGCGUACCUAUCAGAAGGAGACUGUUCUCGUCAAGAUUGGAUUGGCCGUUGCAGGCUUGCUUGGAAUAUCUCUCUAA
Messenger RNA from Fusarium falciforme, 504 nucleotides. Its product is annotated as SnoaL-like domain-containing protein. NCBI's taxonomy places the organism in Eukaryota, Fungi, Ascomycota, Sordariomycetes, Hypocreales, Nectriaceae. The transcript has a single exon. The record is from RefSeq and is a predicted model, not a curated record. The coding region runs from base 1 to 504 and encodes 167 amino acids.